AUGUCGACACCACGAAUCAGUCGUUUCCCAAUCGCACUCGCUGUCAUUGUCCUGAUAUUCCUCACAACACUCUGGCAUGGGCGGGACAAUCUCCCACAACUGCCAAUGAACUAUAUCAAAGGGAAACUUCCACUCGCAGUCCGACCAACGUUCUACGAGAUAGCCGACAGCCAUGGAACGGACAAGGUCCAGUCACAUCACUACGAGCAGAUGUACGAACACCGCCUUGCGCCAUUCCAUGCCACCAUUUUCACCGGCGACCAGGCCAGUGUUCCGUUCAUGCAACAGUUCAUCGUGGAGGCUGGAGGGGAUUUCGACGUUAUCAUCGAUGAUGGGGGUCACACCAUGGAUCAGCAACGGACGUCGUUGAGUGUUCUCUGGCCUCAUGUGAAGCCGGGCGGGGUGUACUUCAUCGAGGAUCUUGCCACCAGCUAUCUUCCCGGGUUUGGGGGGGGUUAUGAGAAACCCGAUACCAUGUUGGGAGAUUUGAAGGAUAUGCUGGAUGAUAUUAAUAGGGCGGAUGGGAUUCCUGAUAAAUCUCCCAUUAGCAAGGACGUUAUCUCUCUAGAGUAUACACAAGAGUGUGUUGCUUUGACAAAGCGUCCAGAUUAUAAGACGCCGGUAAUCCACGAAGAUCAAUGUAUCAGAUUUCCCCAAGGGAAGCAUCAACAGCUCAACUUAAGAUGGGAAUCACAAGACUCAGCGCCAUCUAUUCAGAUGAGUAUGGCAGCACAAUGGCGGAAAUGGAUUUAUCCAGUCCUCUGGCUGAUCCUCGUAGGCUGUUUCUUCAAAGCCGUCCUCAGUCCAGCUGGUAGCAGCAGGUUCAAUUUCUCCUCCUUGUCAGCAGCCCUGGGGAAUACCACAAACUACACGAUUUUCUCGUCCCCAUUCCAUGCCUACAACUCUCUGAAAAACCACACGCGCGAUAAAACAGAUCCGAACCUCAGCGAGGAGCAUAUGACCGUCAAUGUCAGCACCAGCAUAAAAGCUGCCGUCGUUAUCGAGACCCGCCCAUCCGCUGGCAUCGUGCCUCUGGUGCUGCACUUUAGUGCCGUGCUUGGUAACGAGUGGCCGCUCAUCAUAUACACGUCCGCCGAGAACUUUGGCUCCUUUAGCACGUCCGCCGCCCUGCUUCGCCAUCAACGCAGCGGACGUAUUGUCGUUCGUCCACUCGCCGAAGGUGUCUUUUUCCCCAACUGGAACUCGGUGUCGGAUUUCCUGACUACGGAUUGGCUGUGGAAGGACCUGGCUCCGGCAGAACACAUCCUCUUAUUUCAGACGGACAGCAUUCUGUGCGGAGCUUCGGUCCGGAAGGUCGAGGACUUUUUCGAGUACCAUCUGAUCGGGGCUCCUAUUCAUCCGGUGUGGGGAAUUGGCUACAAUGGGGGUCUGAGUUUGAGGAGACGAAGUACCAUUUUGAGAGUGUUGGAGGAAUGGGAAUGGGUGAAGAACCCAAAUCCUCAUCCGGAGGAUCAGUGGUUUUACGCAAGGAUGAGGGAUCUUGAAGAUCGGGAGAUCGAGGAAGGGGUCGAGGAUGGCAUCAAGUUGCCGUCGGCGGAAAUCGCAAGAACGUUUGCCGUGGAAACGAUUGAUUAUCCCAAUCCACUAGGACUGCAUCAACCAACAAGGUUCAUCCAAAACCACAUGUUUAGUCUUGACGAAUGGUGCCCAGAGUACAGACUUGCGACGACCGAGCGUAUAAAUGGGUAA
Lachnellula hyalina is the source of this 1710-nucleotide messenger RNA. It is a transcript of the gene mycE, whose product is annotated as Mycinamicin VI 2''-O-methyltransferase. NCBI's taxonomy places the organism in Eukaryota, Fungi, Ascomycota, Leotiomycetes, Helotiales, Lachnaceae. The transcript is spliced from 6 exons. The record is from RefSeq and is a predicted model, not a curated record. The coding region runs from base 1 to 1710 and encodes 569 amino acids.